CAAAGCCUGUGACGCGACGCGACGAGAACACGCCCCCAGAGAUCCGCAGUCACGUGAGGCCUUUAAACCGGCGCCAUUAUCUGAGCAGGCUCCUAUUCUACCGCAGCCGGCGUCGCGUCCUGAAACCUCUCUGUGUGUGUGCGCGAGAAGAACUGAGCAGCUGAUUCAACAUGUCUGACGAGGGAAAGCUCUUCAUUGGUGGUUUGAGCUAUGAGACCACGGAGCAGUCCUUGGAGGAGGCUUUCUCCAAAUAUGGAUCAAUUGCCAAAGUUGAUGUCAUCCGGGACCGUGAGACCGACCGCUCCAGAGGCUUUGGCUUUGUGACGUUUGAAAAUCCAGAGGAUGCAAAGGACGCCAUGGCUGCGAUGAAUGGAAAGUCCGUUGAUGGCCGCAUGAUUCGCGUUGAUGAAGCUGGCAAAUCUGGUAGACGGUCUGGUGGUUUCAGAGGAGGUUCGUCGGGUGGCAGGGGGUUCUUCAGAGGAGGCAGAGGUAGAGGUGGUGGAGGAUAUGGUGGAGACCGAAGCUAUGGCGGUGACAGAAGCUUCGGUGGCGAUAGGGGCUAUGGUGGUGGAGAUAGAGGCUAUGGGGGAGGAGAGAGGAGCUAUGGUGGAGGCGACCGAUCCUACGGUGGCGGCGGAUACUCCAACAGGAGUAGUGGGUACUCUGGUGGCAGCGGCGGUGGAUACAGGGAUAACAGGUUUUAGAAGCCAGAGUGGAUAUGACCGUUCUGGUGGAUCCUACAGAGACAGUUACGACAGCUACGCUUCACACGAGUAAAAAAAAAUCCUGAUUGCAAGAUCAUCCCUUCGCUGGCUGUAUAUAAAAAGAUGCGCUCUUGGAAGACCUUUUUGUUUUUACCUUUUUCUUUACGCUUUGUUCUGGUUCAAAUGUUCUAUUAAAGACAGACUCCUUUUUUACCGUGUCAAGUAUCCGCAGGAUGUUCCUCUCAUUGAGGAGCUGCCUAAUAUCCAUGAGCAUUCACUUAUUGUAAGAGUUUCAAAGCCCUGUGAGGCUACCUGUAUCUGACAUUUUACCCUGCGAUUGUUAUAGAUGCUCACAGAGGUUUGAAAUUGUCCUUUUGUUUUUCUUUUUAGUGUGUGUUUAAGAAACUCUGUCUCUGAAACCAUGCGUGAAAGUUGACCUGUCCAACACAGCCUGAAAGCUUCUAAAACCAAUUUCCUCAAAGAUCUUUGGACCAAUUUCUUAGUAUUGGCUCACUGAAAGUGCUUAGAGGGGCAUUUGCAUUUAAAGCAAUUUUAAAAUGGCACCUGAAAAUAUUCGAAUCUGGUCCUCCAAUAGAAGCUUGAUAAGCUGUGAUGUGUUUAUUGCUCCUUGCCACCUCCAUUUUGUGAUGCAUUCCUUUAGUGAAGCAAGGCAGGCAUGUUGCAUUGGAGCUGUCUCCGGCAAACCUCCUUGAUGUUGCUAAAGAUUUGUAAAUAUUCAUUAUCCAAAGAGUAAACCACUAAAGUGGGUCAUUCCGCCUCACGUUAAAGACCGUUGGCCCAAGGUACUUUACUCUUUGACCAGUCUAAAUUUAUUUUUUAAAAGUAUGCUCUACUGUGGACUGAACAUAUCCUCUUAAAUGUCAAGAAUUUGUUCCUCCUUGGAAAGAAAUGUGCUCUGUUCUGUAUAUCAACACCUCAGAAUCCUUUCUUUUUGUAUUAAUCUGGAUUCAUGAAGCUCAUUAAAAAAUGGUUGGAAAAUG
Molecule: messenger RNA, 1705 nt
Organism: Cyprinus carpio (common carp)
Lineage: Eukaryota; Metazoa; Chordata; Actinopteri; Cypriniformes; Cyprinidae
Product: cold-inducible RNA-binding protein B-like
Exons: 7
Coding region: 171-704 (177 amino acids)
Biological process (GO): positive regulation of mRNA splicing, via spliceosome
Cellular component (GO): spliceosomal complex
Molecular function (GO): RNA binding
Source: RefSeq, a predicted model, not a curated record